Messenger RNA from Aspergillus steynii IBT 23096, 1080 nucleotides. Its product is annotated as guanine nucleotide-binding protein subunit alpha. Bases 1 to 1080 code for a protein of 359 amino acids. Gene Ontology annotation, cellular component: heterotrimeric G-protein complex. Gene Ontology annotation, biological process: G protein-coupled receptor signaling pathway. The record is from RefSeq and is a predicted model, not a curated record. Lineage: Eukaryota; Fungi; Ascomycota; Eurotiomycetes; Eurotiales; Aspergillaceae. Gene Ontology annotation, molecular function: GTPase activity; G protein-coupled receptor binding; G-protein beta/gamma-subunit complex binding. The transcript has 5 exons.
AUGGGUUGCAUGAGCUCGAAACCAGUCAACGCGGACGACAAGGAUGCCCUCCAGCAAAAUGCCAGAAUAGACAAGGUCUUGAAGAACGAUAAGAAAGUAAUGGAUAGGACGAUCAAGAUACUUCUCCUCGGUGCUGGUGAGUCGGGAAAGUCGACUAUCAUAAAGCAAAUGCGCAUCAUUCACUCGGGAGGCUUUCCCGAGGAUGAGCGUCGCCAGACGCGCGCAGUGAUCUAUUCAAACAUUGUCAUUGCGUUCAAGGUUUUGCUGGAGAUUAUGCGCGCAGAGAGCAUCGAGUUUCAACAUGAUGGCACGAAACCUUUGGCCGAUCUUAUCGACAACCUAGAGCCAGAUGUAGGCUCCGAUGAGGCUUUCUCAGACCUCAAGGUUCGCGACGCGAUGAGAGAUAUGUGGGACGACGAUGGCGUCCAAAAAGCCGUUGCCCGUGGGCACGAGUUUGCCCUUCACGACAACCUUCACUAUUUCUUCAACUCGCUUGAUCGGAUAUUUGCAAAUGUGUGGCUGCCCGACAAUCAAGAUAUGCUGCAAGCCCGUCUCCGGACCACCGGAAUCACAGAAACGUUGUUUGAAUUGGGUCAAAUGAAUUUCCGUAUGAUGGAUGUUGGUGGACAACGGUCCGAACGGAAGAAGUGGAUUCACUGUUUUGAGGGUGUUCAAUGUCUUCUUUUCAUGGUCGCUUUAUCAGGAUACGACCAGUGUUUAGUUGAAGACCAGAAUGCGAACCAAAUGCACGAGGCAAUGAUGCUCUUCGAGUCGCUAGUAAACGGCGAAUGGUUCAAGCGAAAACCCAUUAUCUUGUUCUUGAACAAGAUCGAUCUCUUCAAGGGGAAACUCGACAUCUCCCCUGUUUCCAAACAUUUCCCGGAUUUCAACGGCUCGAAUAACGACUUCGACGCUGCUGCCAGAUAUUUCGCCGACAGAUUCCGCGGAAUCAACCGAAUCCCCGAUCGAGAAAUCUACAUCCACUACACCAAUGCUACCGAUACGACGUUGCUGAAGGCCACCAUGGACUCGGUGCAGGACAUGAUCAUCCAGAAGAACCUUCACACUCUCAUCUUAUAG